AAUUUUAAUUUUUAAUAAUUAUUGUUAAGGCGGGGAUUUGGGGAAAGAAACAGCUGACUUUAGGAUUUAGUGUAGUACUUUCUCUUCUGUUCCUGAAAUCGAGCUAUGCCGAGGGGCAGGAAAAGAAAAGCUAACACAGGAGCUCCGGAUCCCUCCACUGCACCAGAUAAAGAGACAAGCACCGAGCCCCCAGCUAGCCAGACACUGCCAAACUGCCUUACUCAAAACAGUGAGGGGAGAUUCGUCCCUCGUUUCUCUAAGAGACAAAAACAAGAAUCAACUCAACCUCCACUUCUUUCUCCUCCCCUAGAAGGAACAAAAGAAGCCACAGAUGAUUCACAUAUACAAGAGGAAGCAAUGCCAGUUCAUAUUUCUCCUCCUCCUCCUUCCCCUGGAAAUGAGAAAGGUGGAGCUCUUUCUUUGAUCGACAAUGCCAAAGAAACAGAAAUUAGUACGUCACUGAAUAGGAAGGGAAUUGUAGUACUAGAGGAAGUUAUGAUGAGCCAAAAUGACAGCUCUGACAAAAAUGAGAUUGAAAGAGAAACAACGAGCAAAAUAGAAGAAAUAAUUGAUAUAGUCCCCAAUAUAGAGCCAAAUGUAAUACCUCAGAAUGAAGAAGAGGGUCCAUCAAAUAAUAGCGAGACUGUUAAUGAUGUACAACACUUAACUAGUUCCAACACUUCUACUGAUAAAGAUGUCAUGAUAUGCAGUAGCCGUCCUCCUGAUGAUACCUGUAAUGUCGUUCAAUUAUUGCAAUCUCCAUCUUCUACUACUCGUAUUAAUAGAGAUGCUGCUGUUAGCUUAAAUCAAGGAGCUUCGCUUUUGUUACCCUCAACCAUUGAAGAUGUUAUCAUUACGUGUGUUGAGGAAGACACUAAUGCAAGUGAGGCUGGAAAGGAAGAGAGCCUUUUGAUUGAUGAUGAUUCUUUGGUUGAUCUUGAAGCUAUCGAAAUAAAGGAGAGACAAGAGGAUAAUAUUACCAAUACUGACACUGUCAAUGAACCUCACAUCAAUAGAAAUACCACAAUUACCACUACUAGUCCUCCUCUUAGCUAUAAUCCUAAUAUUACGGAGCCCACUGUUACUAAAAACAAUACUAUCGAGCUCAUCAAUAAUCAGAAUAAUAUUACACCUACUACCAUCACUAGCUCUACUCCUAUUCUUCAAGGCCCUCCUCCUAUCACUGGUUUAGAUGAUCGUGUCACUACAAUCGGUGAUGAUUGCAUUGGAGAGACAGCUGUUCAUAGACUAGAUGAUAGCCUCACUCUAGACGACAUUGAGAAUUUUGUUUCUCUCGAUUUCAGUGAAGACCCCAAUACGCUUCAAAUACGUGACACUACCAAAGACAAUAAUUUUAAAUUAAGUGUUAGCACUACAGGGCCUGAUCAAUCUUUAUUGUCCAUGAAGCAAAGGGAGUAUGAAUCAGCUCAUAAAUCAGUCGUAAGGUCACUUUAUCCAUCAGCAGUGGAUCCAUCAUGUGUGCAGUCUUUUGAUCAUACACUAAUUAAUGAUGUGGGGACUAGAGCAAAGGAUUUGACAAUGGCACAAGUACCUUCUAUAUCACCAUGUAAGCAGGAUGGCCUCCGUCUCCCUGACAGCUCACAAUUGUUGAAAGAACUGAUAAACGAAAUGACAAAACUAAAUCAAUAUGUACAGAAGUGUAGACAAGAUCUGGAGGUUGCAAAGAAGCAAAGAGCCUCUUGGCUGAAACUACAACACAACAGGACCUACAGACAACCACACCAAUAUCACCAACACCAUCACCAAUACUGAUAUAUACACUUCUGAUCAUAAACAUGUACAUAUAUGUGAACAUGAUCCUUAUUAUUACUGAUUAUAUUGUACUGGAUAUGCUGGCAUUAUAAUAACUAUAAAAAUUUAUUAUUAAAAAAAGAAUUUUAAAAUGUGUAACUUGAUUAUCAACGAUAAUAAUCAGUUGUGGAAAUUUGGGAGGUAGAAAAAUAAAGUAAUGCUGCUUGAUGAUACUACGUCAUGAUCUUUAUAAUGAGUAUUGUAGAGAAGAUUUAAUGUGUUUUUAUAUCAUAUCUAAUUAUUUAAUUAUACCAAAAGUGGUUCAAAUAAUAAUAACAGUGAUCAUUAGUGCAAUUAAUUAAAUUAUAAUUUUUACUAAUUAAUUUAAAAUGUUAGGUCACAUGAGAUCAAAGUCGUCUCUCUAUAGAAAAAAAAUAAAAAUUUAAGACACAACAAUGUACACGUAUUUCAUGUACAUGUAAAGUACAUGUACAUGAAUGUAUUAUUAGGGUGCACUGUGUACUCAAGCUAUAGAGAAUACAAAUGUUAAUUGUCAAUACUAUAAAAGUUUUAGCUGAUUUGUUAACAUUAAAAAAACAAACCAAUUUCUAAAAAAAUACCAUGGGCAGGCUAUAUGAAAGUUUGGUUCCAAUUUAAUUUUUUAAUUACUUU
Messenger RNA from Amphimedon queenslandica, 2424 nucleotides. RefSeq names its product probable serine/threonine-protein kinase DDB_G0282963. Bases 106 to 1773 code for a protein of 555 amino acids. Lineage: Eukaryota; Metazoa; Porifera; Demospongiae; Haplosclerida; Niphatidae. The record is from RefSeq and is a predicted model, not a curated record. The transcript has 4 exons.